Phascolarctos cinereus (koala) is the source of this 3222-nucleotide messenger RNA. RefSeq names its product septin 2 (gene SEPTIN2). NCBI's taxonomy places the organism in Eukaryota, Metazoa, Chordata, Mammalia, Diprotodontia, Phascolarctidae. Gene Ontology annotation, molecular function: GTP binding. The record is from RefSeq and is a predicted model, not a curated record. Gene Ontology annotation, biological process: cell division.
UGUACGCAGGACGUGCGUGAGGCUGCGCGCUCGCGCCCACAGCUGGGCUGGGUCAGAUCGGAGUCUCGGUAUCUCUGCGUGUGGCUCCCUCGGCCCUUCCUUCUCUUCGUCCCCGCGCGGUAACUGAACUUCAUUGAAGAUGUCUAAGCAACAGCCUGCUCAGUUUACAAAUCCAGAAACUCCUGGCUACGUUGGAUUUGCAAAUCUUCCCAAUCAAGUCCACCGAAAAUCUGUGAAAAAAGGUUUUGAGUUCACACUGAUGGUAGUUGGGGAAUCCGGAUUGGGAAAAUCUACUCUCAUCAAUAGCCUGUUCUUGACGGACUUGUACCCAGAAAGGGUCAUUCCCGGGGCAGCAGAGAAAAUAGAAAGGACGGUGCAGAUUGAGGCAUCCACAGUGGAGAUUGAAGAGAGAGGGGUCAAGCUCCGUCUUACUGUUGUCGACACACCAGGCUAUGGGGAUGCAAUUAACUGCCGUGACUGCUUCAAGACGAUCAUCUCCUACAUCGAUGAGCAGUUUGAACGGUAUCUGCAUGAUGAAAGUGGCUUGAACCGACGGCACAUCAUAGAUAACCGCGUCCACUGCUGCUUCUAUUUUAUUUCACCUUUUGGACACGGACUCAAACCUUUAGAUGUGGAGUUUAUGAAAGCGAUUCACAAUAAAGUGAAUAUUGUGCCUGUGAUUGCCAAAGCUGACACUCUGACCCUGAAGGAGAGAGAGCGGCUGAAGAAGAGGGUUCUGGAUGAAAUCGAAGAGCAUGGUAUCAAGAUUUAUCAUUUGCCUGACGCAGAGUCAGACGAGGAUGAGGAUUUUAAAGAACAGACUAGACUUCUGAAGGCUAGUAUUCCAUUUUCAGUAGUUGGAUCCAAUCAGCUGAUUGAAGCCAAAGGCAAAAAGGUUAGAGGUCGCCUCUAUCCUUGGGGAGUUGUGGAAGUGGAGAAUCCGGAACAUAAUGACUUCCUAAAACUGAGAACGAUGCUGAUUACACACAUGCAGGAUCUCCAGGAGGUGACCCAGGACCUUCACUAUGAGAAUUUCCGUUCUGAAAGACUGAAGAGAGGCGGCAGGAAAGUGGAAAAUGAGGAAGUGAAUAGAGACCAGAUCCUGCUGGAAAAGGAAGCGGAGCUUCGUCGCAUGCAGGAGAUGAUUGCCAGGAUGCAGGCGCAGAUGCAGAUGCAGAUGCAGGGAGGAGACGGUGAUAUUGUUGUGCACGGGCACCAGGCUUAACGCUUUCACUUACAGAGAUGAAAAAGAACAUUCCGAUAUGUUUUUUCAUGAAAUCGCUGAAAGGAAGUCAACCUUCUGCAAUACCUGUGGCCUACAAAUUGUUCCUCCCCAUUUUUACCUAAGGAUCGGUUGUGGUACCUUUUGUAAUAUGUACCUUGUAACAUGUAUUUUAUUGAUAUUUUAUACUUUUUCCGUAACAUGUAUGUUUUCGUGUUCUUUCCUACAUAAUGAUUACUGUUAGGUGGAAUUGGUUUUCUAGAACUAAGCCAUGAAUUUGUUCUGGAUUUGUAUGGCUCCCAUUGGCCUGCCUAGUCUGGGCAUCAUUGAAUAGUACUGUGGAGUCACACCUAAGAGCGAAUUCUUCUUUCAAUCCAGGUGUUAACAGCACCAGAGCAGAGCCCUCUGUUGGCCUGGCCUAAUGGACCCUCUCACCAUGGCCCCUGGGGAGGACAAGGGAGUUGUAAGUUCUUAUUUGGCAUAAGCUGUUCUGUGGAACACCCAAAACCCAGUUUAGUGCUGCCCACCAGGGUGCAUUUAUUUACACAUUCGUAUAGUUACUCACAUCACUGGUUUAGAAAGGCAAAGAAGAGUGUGUACCUUUAAAUAAUUCAUGUUAAAAUGUAACCUUUUAGAAGGGGUAAUUUCUAAGGUUCUAAUGGCAAGGGGGAAGUGUGGCCCUGUCAUUUAAAAAAAUUAUUUUAUAAACACAGUUUUUUAUAGUAAGAUCCAAAAAGCAUGUACUUUUUGAAAUAAGAUGACUUCAUGCCAUCACACAGAAAAUGAAAACAGCAUUUUGGUCAUAAAUGAGGGGAGAUUGUCAGAGAAGGGCAAAGUCCAUAGGACUCUGCUUUAGUAGGUCAGUAGGGAAAGAACCCUCCUUUUUUCUUACAACAGAAAGUAUUCCUAGAUCUCAGAGAUGCUGGCACCGGUUACUUUGGGUACAGUUUUCUCAUUACUUUAUAAACGAGCUAUUUUGAAGACCAACCCAAGCAAGCAGGUUUUAUGUUGGCUGUGACACCAACCUCAUCCUCACGCAUCCGAGCUCUGGUAAAGAGAACACCCCUCCUUGGGUUUCCCCUUGUCCCACUUUGUUCUCUGGCAGCUGGGGGGGAUGGCAUUGGCGUCACAUACCAUGUCGUCUGCUUGCUCUUCACCUGCAUUUCCGUGAUUUACAAACAGUGCUUGGUCUACAAGUCAUUUCAGUUUCCCUCCAGUUCCUAAAGGCCAAGUUCCUACCACACCUUUGUUUCUCUCUUGUAUGUGCCGGCUUGGGCCUCCCUUCUCUUCCCCCUUGGUGUCUGAGGUGAGGCUCAAAGGGGGAGGCUGGUCCCAGAGAGGCCCACCCAAGGAGGAUCCACAGUGGGGGCAGGCCCAUAACAAAGCAGUGAGAGAGGCUGCUGUUUGGCUAAAGGCAGGAAGCCUCGAAGAACAGGUGAAGAAGUAUUGAUUGCAAACUUGUAAUGAUGGCGUAAUCCUUCAAAACAUGCCAGUGUUCACUCUAGCUAUGUGAUUAGUACGGUUGAUAGUUUAAGUGGUCACAUGCAAUGUAUUAAUAGAUUUAAGAAAAGUAUUUUAUUUAGUACUUAAUGUAUAAUUAACUAUAUUACAUACUUUUUUAUCAACUUUUCCAUGACAUUUCAACAUGUUUUAUAUUCAAGGUCAGUUAUUUGAAUUACACUAGUCUUUAUAACCUAUGUUAGAACAAAGCAAAAAUUUAUAUAUGCAAAGUGAGAAAAGUAAACUAAGCCCUAUGUACAUUUAAGUAAAAAUACUUCUCAGGGGGAGCUAUCACUUAAAAUACUGAACUGGAAAACAUUGCUAAAUUCUUUUUACAUGACUGCAAUUUGGUUUGUUAUCCCAUGAGACCUAAGUGUGUCCUUUGACUAAGAUAUAGUCAGCCUCUGCCUCUGGAGGUGAAUGUUGAGAACCCUUGUUUUCCAGGGUUGUUUUGUAUCCCUUGAGCAUUUUAUCAAUAAAUAAUUCUGGUUUAGUUAUUC